Messenger RNA from Colletotrichum spaethianum, 1275 nucleotides. RefSeq names its product phosphoserine aminotransferase. The coding region runs from base 1 to 1275 and encodes 424 amino acids. Gene Ontology annotation, cellular component: cytoplasm. The transcript is spliced from 2 exons. Gene Ontology annotation, molecular function: pyridoxal phosphate binding; O-phospho-L-serine:2-oxoglutarate transaminase activity. Gene Ontology annotation, biological process: L-serine biosynthetic process. Lineage: Eukaryota; Fungi; Ascomycota; Sordariomycetes; Glomerellales; Glomerellaceae. The record is from RefSeq and is a predicted model, not a curated record.
AUGCCCACCCGCGCCGACAUCACCUACUUCGGCGCCGGCCCCGCGCUGCUGCCCACCGACGUCCUGGAGACGGCCGCCCAGGCCCUGCUCGACUUCAACGGCACCGGCCUCGGCAUUGCUGAGCACUCCCACCGCAGCGAGAUCGCCACCAAGAUCAUCGAGGAGGCCAAGGCCGACCUGGCCUCCUACCUCGACAUCCCCUCCGACUACGAAGUCCUCUUUAUGCAGGCCGGCGGCAGCGGCGAGUUCUCCGCCACCGUCUACAACCUCGUCGGCGCCUGGGUCGCCCGCCAGCGCGACGCCGUCCUGCAGCGCCUCGGUGCCACGGACGAGACCGACGAAAAGGUCGUUGCGGAGCUGCGCAAGAUCGUCGACGAGAAGCUCAAGCUCGACUACCUCGUUACCGGCGGCUGGUCCCAAAAGGCCAGCGCCGAGGCCGCGAGGCUCCUCGGCCCGGAGCACGUCAACGUCGUUGCCGACGCGCGCAAGAUCAAUGACGGCAAGUUCGGCAAGAUCCCCGAGGAGAAGGACUGGAAGCUGAGCCAGGACGCCGCGAUGGUGUACUACUGCGACAACGAGACGGUCGAUGGUGUCGAGUUCCCCGGUUUCCCUGCGGCGCUGGCGCCCAAGGACAACGGGGAGGGCCCCAUUGUGGUGGCCGACAUGUCGUCCAACAUCCUCUCGAGGCGCAUCCCGGUCAAGAACUUCAGCGCCAUCUUCUUUGGCGCGCAGAAGAACCUCGGCUCCACGGGCAUCACCGUCGUCGUCAUCAAGAAGAGCCUCCUCGCGCCCCAGCCCUCGCCCGCGCUGAUGCGCAAGCUGGGCCUGCCCAUUGCCCCAAUUGUCUUGUCGUAUGAGACCAUUGCCAAGAACAACAGCUUGUACAACACUUUGAGCAUCUUCGACGUCUACAUCGCCGGCCAGGUCCUCAAGAAGCUCCUCCGCACCUUCAAUGACAAGGUCGACGGCCAGCAGGCCGUGGCCGACAAGAAGGCGGCACUCAUCUACGCCGCUCUCGAGGCCCACCCGGACGUCUACCGCAUCGUUCCGGACAAGUCUGUGCGCUCCCGCAUGAACAUUUGCUUCCGCGUUUCCAAGGGCGGCGACGUCGACGCCGCCGAGAAGGCCUUCCUCAAGGAGUCCACCGCCCAGGGCCUCACGGGUCUCAAGGGUCACCGCAGCGUCGGCGGCAUCCGCGCUAGUAACUACAACUCCAUCCCCCUCGAGGGCGCCGAGAAGCUGGCAAAGUUCAUUGAGUCCUUUGCCAAGGCGUGA